UCAGGACUGAGGAGGAAAAAGAGACGCGGGAAAAACAGGAGAGAAAAAAUUAUGGAGGAGCCGGUGACUGUGCUCAGGAACUGGGUAUUGAAGAUGGGUCGUCCCACCCGGGAUCUGCCAUCGGAUGCUGCUCUCCGCAACCUCUGCAGUGGCCAGGGCCGGGAUAUCUGGGAAUACGUCGCGAGGCAUGUCUUCCCGAAAGAGAAGGUGAAGAACAUAAAGGGGAACCUGGACUGGAACCAUUACAUGGAACAUGCUGCGAAUGCGUCUCCUGAGGAGCUGGAGAAGAAGAGAUUGAUGGACCUUGUCAUCUCGCUGAGGGCGGACAUCCAGGAACUUGAUGGCAUCUCUGACCCAGCGCAGCAAAUGGCGGACGAGCGAGCAGUGGUGGAGGUGCGGCGGAGACUACAGGACCUCAGGCAGCAGCACGUGCUGUUGAAGGCGUACAGCCUGCGAGCGGCCAGCCAGAGGCAGAGUCUGCAGGAGCACGGCAGGAAGGUGGGCGAGAGACUGCGGGGGCUCUCUGAGGUCCGCAGCGCGGCCCAGCAGAGCGUCGGUCUCCUGCGGACCAAGGAAGGCCUGAAACACAGUGUGUGGCAUCGCACGGGACCAGAGCCGCGGGUACUGCAAGACCUGCGGGCAGCGUGCCACAGCCGGUUCCAGUACCUCAAGUCGCUGUACGAUGAGAAGAGCAGAUCGCCAGACAGUUGCAGAGACGGAGAUUCGAACAAUCGGAGUUCCAUCUAUCAGCAAUGGUUAAGUCAAGUAGAGAGAGCGAUAGCCGCUCAUCCACCGAAGCAUAUCCUGGCAGCGUUGGAAAGUCUUGCUGCAGAGAACGAAGAGGAACUUCUUGAGCUCUGGUCCAAGGUUAAUGUGGCAAGGGACCUGGAAGAACUGAGGUUUUCCUACUCAAGUUCUCAUCUGCAGGACGUUUCAGAAGCCCCUCCGGUGCUGCGAUCUGUCAAGUCCUUGCUCCAGGAGGGCUGGCGAGAUUGUGAGCUUCGAGCCGUGGAGAAGGUCAGGGCGGCAAGGAGGCAGAUGCAGCUCAAGUGUCGUCUCCUAACGCUGGACCAGGAGUUCAAGCUGCUGUUGGAGCAGAGAUUAGGACACAGCCCGGAGCUGCUGAAUGCCAACAGGGAGCUCUUUGAUUUGCAACUGGACCUGGUGGAGAGGCAGAGAUACUGUCAGGAGCUGGUGGAGCAGGGGCACUUGAUCAACAAUGCCAUUGUUGCCCGAAACAGGGAGAUCCAGUCUCUACAGCAGAAGCACAACCGUAUCCUCGAGUUCCAGGGGCUGGUGGAUGUUAAACAGGACCUCGUACGGGCUUUGGUGAAAGGCAACUCGUCCGCCAAGAGUCACUUGAUGUCAACGCGGGCAGAGAUCAUCUUGUUCAGGGACCAGGACCUACAGCAGCACAAGAAUAUAGUCCGUGGACUGACCGAGCAUCUACAUGACUCCAUCAGCCGCGAGCUGAAACUCUUCUCAUCUGUCUCCCUGCCCUGCCUGGACCGCAGGCUCCUUGCUGGGACUCAGAGGGUUCCCGCGCACACCCUGUCAAUCCACAGAAUGGAGAGCUCAAUGAACAACCCACAGUUUUACCGGCGCCUCAUGGACCUGCUUUCAUUCCCCCUCUACAAGGCUCCUGAACAUCUGAUCGAUGAGGCAGCUGAGAGGAAGAUGGAGAGGGAAGCCCUGCAGAUGCUGCUGGGCCAGCAGAGAGAGGCGCUGGAGGCUGUACAACAGCAGCGGGCAAACCUGUCAGUCACUGACACCCAGGCCCUGGUGGAACGUGUGCAGGAACUGGACGAGCGCUGUGUGAGGGAGACCAUCCCAGCCAUCCACAGAAUACUCGAACAGUGCCAGCAGGCUCUCAACUUCACCCACACCCUGAACCAGGAUAUCAAUGACUGGUGGGAGCAGCCUGCCCAGUUCCUAGUGCCCUGGGUGAAGAAGGAGGGGAGGAACGUGCAGGACUGGCUGCAGCGGUGGAGUCAGCUGGUGCAGAGGAGCCAAGACUACUGCCGGGAGCUGGAGAGGCAGAGACCCCCAGCUGCCCGGGACCCCUGCUAAGGCGGGCUGUAAACCUCCACCCCUGCCCAUCGUCCACCAUACCCCACUGCCCACACACACAACUCUUCCCUGCCACAUUCCACGCAUUCUCCUUCACUCCCCAGCAGGCUUGGGCAGUGUGAGCUGCCUCCCAAUGGGGACGACUGUGUCCAGUGGUCCCGGCAAUAAAAGGUUGAAGGCAUCAGGAAGUCUGAGUGGAUCUGUGCGAGUGGUGGUGAGGAGAGGGCUAUCUGCUGCGCUGCAGGAUGUGUGAUGAGGGGCGAGCGAAGCUGUUUGAAGCCAUCGAGUAGUUGAGAGAUCCAUUGUAUGUGGUCUGUCACUCCCGCUGAAUGAGGACCCCACACUUGUCCUUUUCCACUCACCCACUGUGGUGGAGAGAUGAGAGAGCACAGGCGCUGGAGACAAUAAGGUGCAAGGUCAUUGGUACUUUGUGAGGUCAGGAGUUCAUCUUAUUGUAGGUCAGUGUGGAAAUAGGGUAGGGGAGUUGAAAUGGUCUGUAACUGAGAGCUGGGAAUGGCUGUGGUGGACAGGAUCUAGGAACUGCAUGGGACGGUUGUCCAGUCUCACUAGCAUCAAGGAGGCCUCAUCCAGAGCAUACAAUACAGCGGGCGAGGUUGGUGGAGGUGCGCGUGAAUCGCUGCCUCAUCUGAGAGUGCCGUUUAACACCCUGGACGGUGGGGAAAGAGGAGAUGUCAAUUCAGCUGUGAGGGCUGAGGGAAAGUUUUAAUUAUUUACAGAUACAAUGUGGAACAGGCCCUUCGAGCACCUAGCAUAAUCACAGGACAAUGUACAAUGACCAGUUAACCUAUUAACCGGUAAGUUUUUGGACUUUGGGAGGAAACCCAUGUGGCUCACAGGAAGAAUCUGCAAGCUUGGAAUUCCAGAGGUUGCUGGAAUUCCAACACUCCGAGUUGUAUGUGCCAAGAGUUAGGAAGUGGUCCCUGUGAAAGGCGGUAGGGGAGGCUAGUGGGGUGAAAGUUGAGAGCUAGGGGAUCCCUGUCUCUAUUCAGUUUGGAGGGAGAUUAGGUGAGAGUAGUAUCAGGGUAAUGGCAAGAGCAUGGUCCCUGCACCCUGGCUCCAGGAAAGCAACACUUCCUGAAUAGGGAAAUCAUUUCAGGUAUCCUGGAGUGGAAAGGCUCGCAGAACAGUACAGCACAGGAACAGGCCCCUGCAUCCAUGAUGCCUGUGCCAAACACUAUGCCAAAAUAAACUAAAUCCGUUCCGCCUGAGGGAUUCAUAUCCCUCCAUUCCUACAUAUUCAUGUGUCUCCACCACCACGCUGGCAGCACAUUCCAGAAUCUUGCACCACACAUCUCUUAAACUUUCCUCCUCUCACCAUAAGGAUGUACCUCUAGUAUUUGACAUUUCAAGAAUCAAGAUUCUUUAAUAUCAUUGCCUGUACACAAGUGUAAGAGUGACAUAAUUGUUACUCCAAAUCUGAAGCAGUGCAAAAUCACAAAGAGCUCAGUAAUAAUAAUAAAUAUAAAUACGUAUGAAGCUUGUAUACAGUACUGAGAUUGAUGCUAGGCUGUACUGAUGGGAAAUAAUAAAGUAGUGGUGGGAUUAGUGGGUGAAGGUGUUGAUCAGUCUUACUGCUUGGAGAAAGUAACAUUUUGAGUCUGGUGGUCCUGGUUUGGGUGCUACGUAGCCUCCUCCCUGCUAGGAGUAGGACAAACAGACCAUGAGCAGGUGGGUUACUGGCCCUUUUCCAGCACCUUUCUGCAUACGUGUCUGUGAUAGUGAGUAGUUUGGUGCUAGUGAUGUGUUGGCAGUUUUGACUACCCACUGUAGAACUUUCCUGUCCACCACAGUACAGUUUCCGUACCGCACCUCUACGUUUUCUACUGCACAUCUGUUAAAUGAUGUGAAUAUAGAUGUGCAAAGUCCAGCUCUCUUCAGCCUCCUCAGAGAACAGAGGAGUUUUUUGACUGUGUAGGAUGUGAGAGAUUGUGUGUGAUGUACUCUCCCAGGAGUUUGAAACCAUUCAGUUUCCACUGCUGUCAAAUGACACUGGUGAAUCAUGGUGACGUGUUGCAGGCUGCUUACAGAUCUUCUAAAUAUACUUCUGAGUUACUCUCACUGCAUUCUGCAGUCUGUAAUUUCUCCUUAAGCAACAUACUUUUGAACUGUCUUAAUGAACCAGUGAUUUCACGAUCUUGUGAACAUCUCGGCAGACUUGACUGUCAAGCAUGCAGGUACAGCACUUUUAAUUGGAUGAAGGUCCAUUGCCAUGACUGACAGAGAGGGAGGAGGGAAGGACUCUACGCCAAGGUAAAAUGCAGAGGAAUGAAACACAGCAUCUUGUUAACAACUGAACAGUCACUGGAGAACAAGGCUGAGGGCCUAAGGGUAAGAUUGCUGUAUUGGAGGGAUUGCACCUGUUGUGUAUUAAAUAUGUCAGUAAUAUUUGAGUAAUCUUGUAACAAUAAUUCAAUCUUGUUUCAAUAAUUGAUUAGGUUAUACUAUAUGUAUUAAAAAGUGAAUACAUAUGUCAUCACACUACCACAUGAUAUGUAUGCAUCUCACUUAAAGUAAACCCGAAGUUAGAUUCAUAUUUGGGACUCUUGUAUCGUCCUUUGAAUUAGUUUAAUGUUUUGAAGUUACAAUACAUAAUAGCUGCAUUCUGUGUUUUACGGAGACAUGGCUUCUCAAUACACCGGAUGGACCGAACUGAUUUGGAGAAGGCAAAAGUUGGGGGUCUGGUUUCAUGAUGAGCUCUUUGUGGUGCUAUGAUGCAGGAGUCUUGUUCCCCCUGACCUGGGACAUCUGAUGAUUAAGUGCCGAUAUUUCUACUUGCUAAGAGAAUUCUUCCUUUGUGAUCCUGACUGCAGUUUACAUACCACCAAAUGCAGGUAUUUGAUGUACUGAGUGCCAUAAUUAGCAAACAAGAAACAGCCUACACUGACACCUUUCAAAUCAUCGUCGGGCUCUUCAAGCAGGCUUGUUUGAAGAAAACUGCCCAAUUAUCAACAUAUCAACUACAGCACCAGUGGUCCCAAAGUGCUUGACAACUGCUAUACUGUGAUAAGGAAUGCCUGCUGUUCUAUUCCUAGACUGCAUUUCAGAAAAUCUGAUCAUUUGGCUGUACUUCUACCUGCAUACAGACAAGCUAAAGAGCAAGGCUCCAGAGAUGAGGACAACAAAGAGGUGGCCAUGGGAGGCUGAGGAGUGGCUGUGAGAUUGCUUUCAGUCAGUAGAUUGUGUUGUUCAACGACUCAUCAUGGUUGUCACGGACUUUAUAAAAACAGUUGUAGGCGAGUGUGUCCCCAUAAAAACAUUCUGCCUUCCCCAACCAGAAACCCUAGAUGAACCAUGAGAUGCGCAAUCUGCUGAGGGUCAGAUCAGUGGCAUUCAAGACUGGCGACCAUAUUAAAUGCAAGAGGUCCAGGUGUGAUUUUCAGAAAGCUGCCUCACAUGUAAAAUGGCAAUUCCAGACAAACUUGACUCACUCAUAGCUCAACAGCUGUGGCAGAGCCUAAAUGCCAUCAUCUCCUACAAAGUGAAACCAGAUGACAUAGGUGACAACAAGACUUCAUUCACAGAUGUUCUCAAAAUCUUUCAUGCUGACUUUGACCAUCAAAGUGUGGAGGCACCUUCAUGAACUCCUUGUGAUUUUGAUCUCUGAGACCAACGUGAGAGCAUACUUCAGGGGAAUGAACCCACGGAAAUCAUCUGGCCCAGUCAAGAUACCUGGAAAAGUACUAAAGACCUGUGCUGAUCAACUGGCAGGAAUGUUCACCAAGAUCUUUAACCUCUUGCUUUUGCAGUCUGAGAUGCCCGUUUGCUUCAACAGGCUUCAAUUAUUCCAGUGUCUGUGAAGAACCUGCACCAGUGACUGUCAUCCAGUAGCACUUACAUCCACUGCAAUACUUUGAGAGGUUAGUGAUGAAACAUGUCAACAACUGCCUGAGAAGCCACUUGGAUCCACUUCAAUUUGUCUACUGGCACAACAGGUUCACUGCAAAUGCCAUUUCACUGGUUCUUCACUCAACCCUGAAACGUCUGGACAGCAAUGAUAAGUACACCAAGAAGUUCUUUGUUGACGUCCCCUCAAAACUAAUCAAUAAGCUUCAAGUCGUAAUCCUUAAUAUCUCCUUGUGCAACUGGAUCCUCAAUUUCCUCACUUGCAGACCCCAGUCUGUUUGGAUUGGCCACAACAUCUCCUCCACAAUCUGUAUCAGCACAGGUGCACCACAAAGCUGUUUGCUUAUUCUCUCUGCUCUACUUGGUUUACGCUUAUGACUGUGUGGCUAAGCACAGCUCCAAUGCCAUACACAAGUUGGCUGAAAACAUCACUGUCAUCAGCUGAAUCAAAGGUGGUGAUGAAUCAGCAUCUAAGAGGGAGAUUGAAAAUCUGGCUGAGUGGUGCCACAACAACAACCUCUCACUCAGUGUUAACAAGACCAAGGAGAUGAUUAUUGACUACAGGAGAAGGAAACAGAAGGUCUCAUUGGGGGAUCAGAGGUGGAGGGAGUCACCAACUUUAAAUUUCUCGGUGUUAUCAUUUUAGAGGAUCUCCUGGGUCCAGCAGGUUGAUGCAAUUACAAAGAAAGUACAGCAGCACCUCUAGUUUUUCAGAAGUUUGCGAAAAUUUGGCAUGUCAUCUAAAACUUUGACAAACUUCUAUAGAUGCAUAGUGGAGAGUAUAUUGUCCGGUUGCAUCAUGGCCUGGUAUGGAUACACCAAUAUCCUUGUAUAAAAAAGCGUAGAAAAUGCAAUGGAACCGUCCAAUCCACCACAGGUAAACACGUCUAUGCAGACUACCAUUGAGCAUAUCUAUUCAGAGUGCUGUCAUAGGAAAGGAGCACCCAUCAUCAAGGACCAAGACCAUCCAGGCCAUGCUUUCUUCUCGCUGCUGCCAGGAGGCAGGAGGUAGGAGGUACAGGAGCCUCGGGACUCAAAACCACUAGGUUCAGUUAUUACUCCUCAAACAUUAGGCUCUUGAGUCAUCUGGGACAACUUCCCACAACCUAUGGGCUCACUUUCAAGGAAAGUGAAAUGUUCUUGAUAUUUACAGUUUAUUUAAUUAUUUCUUUAUUUAUUUAUUAUUAUUAUUUGGUCAUAUAUAGGAGCAGAAUUAGGCCAUUUGGCCCAUCGAUUCUGCUCAGCCAUUUCAUCAUGGCUGAUCUAUUUCCUUUUCAGCCACAAUCUCUUGCCUUCUCCCCAUAUCCCUUCAUGCCCUGACUAAACAAGAACUGCUUCUUCCUUAAAUAUACCCAGUAACUUGGCCUCCACAGCCACCUCAGUAGUGAAUUUCACAGGUUCACCAUUCUCUAGCUAAAGAAAUUCCUCCUCAUAUCUGUCCUAAAUGACGUUCCUCUAUUCUGAGGCUGUGUCCUUUGGUCUUAGACUCUCCCACCAUAGGAUACAUCCACUCUAUCAAGGCCUUUCAACAUUUCCCACCCCCACCCCACUUUUGGAUUUCAGUGAAUACAGGCCCCGAGCUAUCAAAGACUCCUCAUGUGACAAGCCUUUCAAUCCCAGGAUAAUUUUCAUGAACCUCCUUUACACCCUCUCCAAUGUCAGCAUAUCCUUUCAUCGAUGAGAUCAUAGUACAUAGAAGCAGAAUUAGGCUAUCUGGCCCAUCGAGUCUGCCCCGCCAUUCAAUCAUGGCUGAUCCUAUUUUUUGGUAUCUUCUCAACUCCAGUUCCUGGCCUUCCCCCUCAUAGCCUUUGAUGCCAUGUCCAAUCAAGAACCGAUCAAUCUCUGCCUUAAAUACACCCAACGAUCUGGCCUCCACAGUAGCAUGUGGCAACAAAUGCACCAUUCUUUGGCUAAAAAAAUUUAUCCGCAUCUCUGUUUUGAAAGGGUGCCCCUCUAUCCUGAGGCUGUGCCCUCUUGUCCUGGACUCUCCCGCCAUGGGAAACAUCCUUUCCUCAUCUACUCUGUCUCGGCCUUUCAACAUUUGCAAGUUUCAAUGAGAUUCCCUCCUCAUCUUUCUGAAUUUCAGCGAGUACAGACCCAGAGCCAUCAAACGUUCCUCAUAUGAUAACCCUUUCAUUCCUGGAAUAAUCCUUGUGAACCUCCUCUGGAUCUUCUCCAAUGCCAGCAUAUCUUUUCUAAGAUGAGGGACCCAAAACUGUUCACAAUAUUCAAGGUGAGGCCUCACCAGUGCCUUAUAAAGCCUCAGCAUCACAUCCUUGCUCUUGUAUUCUAGACCUCUUGAAAUGAAUGCUAACAUGGCAUUUGCCUUCCUCACCACUGACUCAACCUGCAAGUUAACCUUCAGGGUGUUCUGCACAAGGAUUCCCAAGUCCCUCUGCAUCUGAGAUUCCUAGAUUUUCUCCCCAUUUAGAAAAUUGUCCACACAUUUAUUUCUACUACCAAAGUCCAUAACCAUGUAUUUUACAACAUUGUAUUUCAUUUGCCACUUUCUUGCUCAUUCUCCUAAUCUGUCUAAGUUCUUCUACAGCUUACCAGCCACUUCAUCAAUCUUUGUAUCAUCUACAAACUUGGCAACAAAGCCAUCUAUUCCAUUAUCUAAAUCAUUUACAUACAGCAUAAAAAGAAGUGGUCCCAACACCGACCCCUGCGGAACACCACGAGUCACUGGCAACCAACCAGACAGGAUCCUUUUAUUCCCACUUGCUGCCUCCCACCAACCAGCCAAUGCUCUAACCAUGUUAGUAACUUCCCUGCAAUACCAUGGGCUCUUAACUUGGUAAGCAGCCUCAUGUGUGGCACCUUGUCAAAGGCCUUCUGAAAGUCAAAUAUACAGCGUACACUGCAACCCCUUCAUCUAUCCUACUUGUAAUCUCCUCAAAGAAUUCCGGUAGGUUCAUCAGGCAGGAUUUUCCCUGAAGGAAACCAUGCCGACUUUGUCCUAUCUUGUCCUGUGUUACCAAGUACUCCAUCAACUCAUCCUUAACAAUUGACUAACAUCUUCCCAACCACUGAGGUCAGGCUAACUGGUCUAUAAUUUCCUUUCUGCUGCCUUCCUCCUUUCUUAAAGAGUGGAGUAACAUUUGCAAUUUUCCAGUCCUCUGGCACCAUGCCAGAGUCUAAUGAUUUUUGAAAGAUAAUUUCUAAUGCCACUACAAUCUCUAACGCUACCUCUUUCAGAACCCUAGGGUGUGUUUCCUUUGGUCCAGGUGACCUAUGUACCUUUAGGUCUUUCAGCUUUUUGAGCACCUUCUCCCUUGUAACAGUAACUGCACUCACUUCUCUUCCUUCACACACUACAAAAUCAGGCAUACUGCUAUUGGCUUCCACAGCGAAGACUGAUGCAAAAUACUCAUUUAGUUCAUCAGCCAUCUCCUUGUACCCCAUUAUUACUUCUCCUGCCUCGUUUUCUACUGGUCCUAUAUCCACUCUCGUUUCUCUUUUAUUCUUAUACCAACAGGGCCACCACAGCCCCCUCUGCCUACCUGCCUAUCCUUUUGAUACAAUGUGCAUCCGGGAACAUUAAGCUUCCACUACAACCUCCUUUCAGCCACAGUUCACUGCUCACAACAUCAUACAUGCCAAUCUGCAACUUCAUCUACCGUAUUAUUAUUUGUUUUAAUUUUUUUUCUCUUUCUUUCUGUACUUGCACAGUUUGUUGUUUUUUUUUGCAUAUUGGUUGAUUGCUUCCCCUGUUGGAUAUGGUCUUUCAUUGAUUCUAUUAUGGUUCUUUUAUUUCCUGUGAAGAUGAAUAUAUAUGUACUUUGAUAAUAAAUUUACUUUGAAUUUUGAGCUGCUGAUGUAAAAAGGGGUGUGGGUGGUGUGAGUUCUCCUGAAGUCAAUAGCCAUCUCCGUUGUCUUUUUGACAUUAAGGAAGAGGUUAUUUACUUGGCACCAGGACUUGAGUUCUUCCCCUCCUCUCAGUAGGCCCUAUCGUUAUUGGUGAUGAGACUCACCACUAUCGUGUCAUGAUGUGAUUGCUCAGCUGUUUGGCUGUGUAGUCAUGUGUAAGCAGAUCAUACAGCAGCCCUAAACUUAGGAAAGCUCCAUUUGAUAAGAUUAGGGUAGAUUGGGAACAGGAAUUGGGGCUUACCAUUUCUGUGGAUGAUUGGGGGCAGAUUUUACAAUUAGUUAAUACUUCCUCUAUUUGUGCUAAACAUUCCCUAAUUCAAUUUAAAGUGGUUCAUAGAGCACAUAUGUCCAAAGAUAAGUUAGCGCGUUUUUACUCGCAUAUUAAUCCUUUCUGUGAUAGAUGUUCGGGGCAGAUAGCCUCUUUAACUCAUAUGUUUUGGUCUUGCCCUACUUUGGAAACUUUUUGGAGAGAUAUUUUCAAUAUUAUUUCUAAGGUAUUAAAUAUAGAUAUCUCUCCUCACCCUAUUACUGCUAUCUUUGGACUACCUAAAAUUUCUAGUAAUCUUUCCCCUUCAGCCCGUAGAAUGAUUGCAUUUCUUACUUUAAUGGCGAAAAGAUGUAUUUUACAACAUUGGAAAGAACUUAAUGCUCCAACUACCUUUUUUUGGUUUUCUCAGACGAUUUUAUGUUUGAAUCUGGAGAAAAUUAGAAGUAACCUUUAUGAUUCUUCAUUUAAAUUUGAACAGAUUUGGGGACCUUUUAUUCGAUAUUUUCAUUUAAUGUAAUAUUUACCCUUCUUGUUUUUUCUUCACUGUUUUAAUGGAGGUCGGGAUUGAGGACGUGAUUUUAAGUUUAACUCUGUUUGGUUUCAAGUUAGCCCAUUGCUUUGCUUUGCUUUUAGUUAGUUGCACGGUGGGUUUUUUUUUUGGGGUUUUUUUUCUUUUUUUUCCAUUGAUAUAUAUAAAAUCUAGUAUACUAUUAUGUUAUCUUGGUUUCUUAUGCUUAAAUUACAUUGUUUGUAGUAUUUUCUUUUUGGUGUUGUUAUCUUUUGGAAUUUUAUUAUACUUUAACAUUGUAUUAAUGUUUA
Molecule: messenger RNA, 10891 nt
Organism: Mobula hypostoma (lesser devil ray)
Lineage: Eukaryota; Metazoa; Chordata; Chondrichthyes; Myliobatiformes; Myliobatidae
Gene: haus5
Product: HAUS augmin-like complex, subunit 5
Exons: 20
Coding region: 52-2070 (672 amino acids)
Biological process (GO): spindle assembly; centrosome cycle
Cellular component (GO): centrosome; HAUS complex
Source: RefSeq, a predicted model, not a curated record